AUGCCGGUCUCGAAGCGCGCCAAAGUCGUGCCCCUCUCCAAGACCAAGAAGCGGAAGACGGGGGAGCGCGGGCGCGCAGCCACUGCCAAGAAUUUGCUGAUUGAAAAAGUCCGAGAAGUUGCGGAAGAAAAGGGAAUUCACAUUUAUGUUUUGGACUUCCAAAACCAAAGAAACGCGGCCCUGAAGGCGGCCAGAGACGCCCUCAAGCCCGGCAGGUUGUUUUACGGGAAGAACAAGGUGCUGCAGGUGGCGCUGGGGACUCAGCCGUCGACGGAGUGCGCGUUGAACGUUUUUAAAAUCAGCAAAAUGCUCAAGGGAGAAAGAGGUUUAUUAUUUUCGAAAAAAGAAAUAAAUGAAGUCCAACAAACCCUAAAUAAGGUUUCCGCAGACGAGUUCGCCAGGGCCGGCUUCACGGCCACCAAAACCGUCACUCUCCAGGCGGGCUUCGAAGCCCUAGAAAAGUUUCCCCACUCUAUGGAGCCGCGCCUGCGGUCUUUGGGACUUCCCACGCAGCUGCAAAAUGGGAAAAUUAAUUUGCUGGGGAACUACACGGUGUGCACGGAGGGAACUCCAAUCACGGCUGAGCAGGCGCAGCUCUUGAAACACCUGGACGUCAAAAUGGCGCGGUUUUGUCUUUCGGUUGUUGCCCAUUGGCACGAAGGAGCUGUUGAAGAAUUAUGA
Eimeria necatrix is the source of this 681-nucleotide messenger RNA. RefSeq lists its product as hypothetical. NCBI's taxonomy places the organism in Eukaryota, Apicomplexa, Conoidasida, Eucoccidiorida, Eimeriidae. The record is from RefSeq and is a predicted model, not a curated record. Gene Ontology annotation, cellular component: preribosome, large subunit precursor; nucleolus. Gene Ontology annotation, molecular function: RNA binding. Gene Ontology annotation, biological process: rRNA processing; ribosomal large subunit assembly; ribosomal large subunit biogenesis. The transcript has 5 exons. The coding region runs from base 1 to 681 and encodes 226 amino acids.